This is a messenger RNA of Fopius arisanus, 1475 nucleotides long. Its product is annotated as odorant receptor 46a, isoform A. Gene Ontology annotation, molecular function: olfactory receptor activity; odorant binding. Gene Ontology annotation, cellular component: plasma membrane. Gene Ontology annotation, biological process: sensory perception of smell; detection of chemical stimulus involved in sensory perception of smell. The transcript is spliced from 5 exons. The record is from RefSeq and is a predicted model, not a curated record. NCBI's taxonomy places the organism in Eukaryota, Metazoa, Arthropoda, Insecta, Hymenoptera, Braconidae. The coding region runs from base 168 to 1352 and encodes 394 amino acids.
AACAAAUUCUUGUGAACCAACAGAUUGCGAUAAUAUACGUUCACUAAAGAUAUUGCCUCCACUUCUCAUUCCCAUUUCUCAUUACCACGUCAGCUGUUUUGGAGUGAACCCUUGAGUUCGUUGACAGUAUAGUCGUUCCACCGAAGCGACUGCUUUGGAUAUUCGCAAUGUCACUUUUUUCUCUCAGUAUCUUCGUCUUUCGGAUUUUGGGGCUUUGGUUUCCCGACGAGAAUCCUUCAACCUGGAGAACCAAGUUAUACCGAAUUUUCAAUAUAUUUACGGUUACGAUGAUGUGUACUUUCACGCUGACGCAAUUUCUUGCUUUACCUUCGUGCAUUCAUGAUGCUGAAGAAUUAACGAAUGCAUCUUUUAUGCUGUUGACGAUGAUUGCUGUGACAGGAAAGAUGUGGAACAUGACUCUCUACCGAAAAGAAAUCAGCAGAAUGGUUAAAUUAUUCGAUCUUGAGCCUUUCAAGCCUCUGGAUGAUCAUGAAGUGGCAAUCAAACGAAAAGUUCGCCGGUCGAUCAGGCUUUUUACUAUCAUGUACGGAACGCUGACAGAAGUUACGUGUUCAAUGCUGACAUUAUCUUCAUUUAUUCGGGAUAUUCCUCGUCGUCAGCUGCUCUUCAAGUCUUGGUAUCCCUUCGAUCGUUCGACUUUAAUUGGGUUUUGGAUCGCCUACGUUCAUCAGACUAUUAGUCAUUACAUCGGUGCUAACGUCAACGUUGCCUUCGAUACUUUUAUCCCUGGCCUGAUGAUGGCUACCACAGCUCAGUUGGAGAUUAUUAAGUAUCGGUUCAUCACAAUGCCAAAGACAAUAGAGAACAAAUGUUCUGAAUCCGUUUGCGAAGUAAAUGAAGAUGAACUUAUGAAGAUUGAAACAAAAUAUUUGGCGGAUUAUACGAGGCAUCAUCUUAAAAUUUUACGAUUUUCCAAAACAACUAAUAACACAUUCACCGGUUCUAUUUUCUUGCAAUAUUGCGCGAGUUCUUUAGUACUCUGCGUUAGUGUCUUCAGCUUAUCAACGUUGAAGCCCUUAAGUAAAGAGUUUAAUUCUCUGGUGAUGUACGUGGCUUGUAUGUUGGUUCAAAUAUUCAUAUUUUGUGACGCCGCAAAUGAGGUUACUAUCAAGAGUGGCACCAUUGCAGAUGCUAUUUAUGAGAUGGAUUGGACUUCUUUAUCAACCACCAGCAAAAAGAGUCUAGUGCUCAUCAUGGUUCGUACUUUGCGACCCAUCAUGUACAGCAGUGGCCAUGUGGUCAGUUUGUCUCUGGUUUCAUUCAGCAGCUUGCUGAAACUUUCAUACUCGGUCUUCAACAUCUUAAAUCAUUCGUCUCAAGGCAGUACUUGAAUUUUUCACGACUGCAAGUCAUCAAUACGACAUGAUGUUCCUGGAAAAUGGAGUUUUAAGGUUAAGCUUUCGAUGUAUUUGCUGUCUAAAGUACACUUGAAUUUUCUGUUGUGAAAGAAGAUA